AUGUCUGUCCACGAACAUUCCACGCAAGGUCGCACGUUGCUUCCCGGCGUGACCGUUCUGGUUCUGUGCCACAAAGGCUGUCGGUAUCGCAGUAAAGAGCAUGCGCCGACGAUACGACACCACGUUCAUGCAAUCGGAGAAAGCGAACACGAUUUGCGUCAGGCGACUAAAAGCGGUAACGAGGUGUCGACGCAAGUCGUAUUUGCCUUCUCCGAUACCGGUAACGAGGUGUCGUAUCGUCGGCGGGUGCUCUUUGUCGAUCAGACUGCGGUACCCACGGCCAUCGUGCACGGAACUAGAACGGUCACGAAAGCGAUGUCCGUGCGUGGAAUGUUCGUGGGUAGAAAGGCGCUGCGAUCAUUUGCAUCGAAAUGA
This is a messenger RNA of Microbotryum saponariae, 375 nucleotides long. Lineage: Eukaryota; Fungi; Basidiomycota; Microbotryomycetes; Microbotryales; Microbotryaceae. The record is from the annotation of a GenBank genome assembly.